Messenger RNA from Dipodomys ordii (Ord's kangaroo rat), 561 nucleotides. RefSeq names its product gastrokine-1-like. Gene Ontology annotation, biological process: regulation of cell population proliferation. NCBI's taxonomy places the organism in Eukaryota, Metazoa, Chordata, Mammalia, Rodentia, Heteromyidae. The record is from RefSeq and is a predicted model, not a curated record. The coding region runs from base 1 to 561 and encodes 186 amino acids. The transcript is spliced from 6 exons.
AUGAAGGUCACAAUGAUCUUGCUUGGACUGUUUGGACUCUUCAUAGCUCCUGGUUUGGCUGACUAUAAUAUCAAUGUCAAUGACGACAACAAUGUGUCUGGAAGUGGGCAGCAGAGAGUGAGCAUCAACAAUGCACACAAUGUGGCCAACAUUGACAACAACAAUGGAUGGGAUUCCUGGAACACCAUCUGGGAUUAUGAAAAUAGCUUUGCUGCAACCAGACUCUUUGCCAAGAAGUCAUGCAUUGUGCACAGAAUGAACAAAGAAGUGAUGCCCUCCAUUCAAACUCUUGAUGCACUGGUCAAGGAGAAAAAGCUUCAAGGUAAAGGGCCAGGGGGGCCACCUCCCAAGACCAUGACCUUCUCUAUUAACCCUCACAAAGUUGAUGACCUGAGCCAGUUUGGAACAAACAUUGCUGGCAUGUGCCAAGGGAUGCCAACAUACCUUGCUGAGGAGAUUCCAGGUGGGUCUUCUUCCUACUACACUGAAAAGUGCAACAAUCUUAAUGUAAUCUGGAUUCUGAAUAUAUCCUUCUGUCGAACAACGGAGGAACAAUUUUAA